AUGUCGCAAGUCAAGUUCGAGCAGAAGGAGGACAUUCGCGUCACGCAGUCGAGCGGCGCGAAUGGUGCUAGUGGAGGUACUGGAGGUACUGGUGGUGGCUUCUUCAGAGGCACAGGCGGUCCUCCGCCACCAGCAGCACCACAUCAGAAGCAUGAGGGAUUCGCGCAUGAGGUGGGAGACGCGCUCACCAAAGGCGCUGGACCUAAUGGUUACCUAGCCUGGUAUCUCAAGAAGCUCCAGACCGACCCUAUCCGCACCAAGAUGAUCACGUCUGGAUCUUUGGCUGCUCUGCAAGAGUUCCUCGCUUCCUGGAUCGCGAAGGAUCGCAACAAGCAUGGCCACUACUUCACCAGCCGCGUGCCGAAGAUGGCCAUCUACGGCGCCUUUAUCAGCGCGCCAUUGGGCCAUGUCAUGAUCUCUCUCCUGCAGCGCAUGUUCGCUGGAAGGACGAGCCUUCGCGCCAAGAUCCUACAAAUUGUCGUGUCAAACCUCAUCGUCUCACCGAUCCAAAACGCAGUCUAUCUGACCUCUAUGGCCGUGAUCGCAGGCGCUCGCACCUUCCACCAGAUCCGCGCGACCGUCCGUGCUGGCUUCAUGCCCGUCAUGAAGGUCUCCUGGAUCACUUCACCCAUCGCACUUGCCUUUGCACAAGCGUUCCUGCCUCAGGAGACAUGGGUGCCGUUCUUCAACUUUAUCGGCUUUGUUAUCGGCACGUACAUCAAUACGCACACCAAGAGGAAGAGGCUGCAAGCUUUGAGGAGAAAGUACCAGGACGGCGGCAGAAGCACUGAGACGAGAACAGAGACACGCACUGAGUAUGAGAGGAGGAGCGACAGGCCUGGACCUGGAGCAUAUCCGUAA
Molecule: messenger RNA, 861 nt
Organism: Recurvomyces mirabilis
Lineage: Eukaryota; Fungi; Ascomycota; Dothideomycetes; Mycosphaerellales; Teratosphaeriaceae
Exons: 3
Coding region: 1-861 (286 amino acids)
Cellular component (GO): membrane; cytoplasm
Source: RefSeq, a predicted model, not a curated record